UCUACGGAGUCCCCCCCCCCCUCUUCUCCUCACCGUCGCGCCGUGAAGUGGAUGUUUUGGUGAGAAAAUACAGUGUCAAAAAAGGGACGUAAAUACCUUCAAAACAUGACAUUUCGACCGAGAGGGAAUUAGAGCUGCGUAGGAAAGUAGGGCGUCUCCGGCGGAGGUUUUUCUGGUCAUCUGUGCACCGUAUUCCUCCGCAUGUCCGCUUUCUUCGUAGAUGGUCUCCGGCGAGCGUUGUCUGGCGGCGGACGACGAGUGGUCGACGAAUAAUAUGAAGGAGAUGAUCGGCGGCUGCUGUGUUUGCUCUGACGAGAGAGGCUGGGCGGAAAACCCUCUGGUGUACUGCGACGGACACGGCUGCAACGUGGCUGUGCAUCAAGCCUGCUAUGGCAUUGUGCAGGUACCCACAGGUCCUUGGUUCUGCAGAAAGUGUGAAUCCCAGGAGAGAGCGGCCCGAGUGUCCCCAAAGAGAUGUGAGCUGUGUCCCCAUAAAGACGGAGCCCUCAAGAGGACAGACAACGGAGGCUGGGCCCAUGUAGUUUGUGCGCUUUACAUACCGGAAGUAGAAUUUGCGAAUGUUUCGACGAUGGAGCCGAUAGUACUCCAGUCUGUGCCGCAUGAUCGCUAUAACAAGACAUGUUAUAUUUGUGAGGACCAGGGCAGAGAGAGUAAAGCAGCCACUGGAGCCUGCAUGACCUGCAACAAACAUGGCUGCAGGCAAGCCUUCCACGUCACAUGCGCCCAGUUUGCGGGGUUGUUGUGUGAGGAGCAAGGAUCGGACGCAGACAACGUGAAAUACUGUGGAUACUGCAAAUACCACCACAGCAAAUUGAAACACAAGGAGCGGGACAGGCACAAACCUAAACACAAGAAGAUCUCCAUGGACAUGUCCCCCUCCCUGGUCCUUCCUAAUAUCAUGGUCCCAGAAAAGACCUUUAACAGUGGCAGCUCAGCGGGGGGCGUCCCCUCUCUCCCGGCGUCCUCUCAGAAGCGCCUGGACGACGGCAGCGCCCGCUUCACCACCGCCAACUUUCAGGAAGUGUCGUCGGCGCUUUCAGGCGGCGGCGUCGGCUCCAAAGACGGCCAGGCUGCAGACGCUGGGAAGGCGGCGUCCGAGGCGAAGACCAAGAAGAACAGCAUCCCGGGUCACACCGCGGGACAGCGGGGGGGCCGCAAGUCUCUCUCCUCCUCAGGGAAACCCCUCCCCUCCGCCGUGGUCACCAUGGCAACCUCCUCCACAUCUGCCUCUGCUUCCACGGGGCCUUUCCACCAAGGUCUCCUGUUGACCAGUGCCAGCAAGAACCCCUCUGCCCCUUCCUCCUCAGACUUCUUGAGUUUCUCAGACCCAUCGCUGCGUCCGGGGGCCGGGACCACCUUCUCCUCCCCGCCGUCCUUCAGCAGCUGCCUUGUGAAGCCCAGCUCGGAGGGCGGAGCUUCUGAGGGAACGGCGACUCUCUUCGGCUCUCUGGUGUCCGCCACCACAGCCUCUGCAGUGGGCGGGAAGCUGUAUGAGAAUUCCCACAGUCACACAUCCAGCGAGACGCCAAGCCUCGGUGGCUCCACUGCCUACAAGAGGCCCCCGCCCUCCAGCUCAGGGCCCGGCAUCGGAGGAGGAGCGGCUGGAGGCGGGGACGACGGGGUGAAGAAGAAAAAGAAGGGCAACUGGCGAAACAGAUUUGGACCGUGCUUCACCACGGAUGUGAAGGCUUCAGAGGCAGCUCCCUCCCUCACCCUCCCCACAUCCUCCACGGCCUCUUCCUCCGCCUCCCCAUCCUCCUCGUCCUCCACGCUCUCAGGCCGGCCGGGCUUAGUCUCCAGCAGUGGAUUAGGAGUGGGGGUGGGAGGAGGAGGAGAGAGGGGGCUCGGGGUCAUGGGGGUCAGUGGUGGGAUUCAGAAGUCCCCGUCACUCCUCAGGAACGGAGGUCUGCAGAGCAACAGCAGCUCCUCGAACAGCGGAGCAGGUGUUUUCUGCGGUGCUGACGGGUCAUCGGCGGGGUCGGGAGCUGCCUCCGUUGGCGGCUCGGAGUUGUCACAGCAACAACAGCCCACACCUUCGCUGUCCUCCCCGUCUCCGUUCACUGCCACCGCACCGCUCACCAGCACCGCCAACACACACGUGAGCGGUCUGCCAGGCUCCGUCUUUAAUCUCGCCCCCUCCCACAUGUUCGGUAACCGGCUGAAUCCAAACUCAGCCAUGGCAGCUCUCAUCGCUCAGUCCGAGGCCUCACCAGCAGAUCAGGAGGUGGGAGACGGCAGCAGUGGCGUCGGAGCUCAGGGCUUCUCCAUAAGAGCUUCUCCCAAGACCACCCCGCGCUCCCCCAUUGGUGGCCUGCAGAUCCGCUAUGACUCCUCGGGGUCGUUGCCGGGGCCGGCGCUGGGGUUGCUAGGGGCGGGGGGAGGUGGCGGAGGCGGCGGGGAUACGCUGCCCCCGGUGGCCACCAGCAUAGAGCAGCUCCUGGAGAGGCAGUGGAACGAGGGGCAGAGCUUCCUGCUGCAGCAGGGAGCGCAGGGGGACGUGCUGGGCAUGUUGAAGGCGCUUCACCAGCUGCAGGAGGAGAACCGGAAGCUGGAGGAGCAGAUCAAAAGUCUGACCAUGAAGAAGGAGAGACUGCAGCUCCUCAGCGCUCAGCUUUCAGUGCCUUUCACCCCCUCCUCUGAUUUGAAAGGAGGCCACCUGGGGGCCACUGACUCGUCAUUUCCUUCGGCCCCUCAGGACGGUGCGUCCUGUGGGGGCCACAGCAGCAGCGGCUCCACCUCGUCUCUCUCCACCCCCCCUUCCGUUUCACAGAGCCCCCCCCAGCUGAACGGGAUCGGGGCCCCCGGGAUGGGCCGGGUGGUGGGGCUGAUGGGACCUCUGGGUGCAGGUAGCGCUCUGGGCAUGGGGGGGAUCGUCGGGGCGCUGAACGGCGUGAUCCAGACACCUGCGGGCCCCGGAGGCCCCCACAACAAUGCAGCAGCUACCAUGCCCGUUCACAACAGCGCUGCGCGGCUCGGCCUGCUGUCGGAGCAGCACCGACUCCUCCUGCAGCACCAUCAGCUCCAGCAGCUGCUGUCCGCACAGCCUACAGCGGAGCAGCAGCAGGUGUUGCUCUACCAGCUGAUGCAGCAGCAGCAGGAGCUCCAGCAGCUUCAGUCGCUCUCCUCCUCCAACCAGAUCCCCUCCAUGUCCUCCGCUCAGCUGCCCAUCAACAACCUGCUGCCCGCCGCCCAGAGCCAGAGCGCAAUCACCGCCAACCCCUUCCUGGCGAUGCAGCACGCUCACGUUGACUCGCACGCCCCGGGGGCGCAGAAGCCGCGGCUCUCCGAGAAGGCAGUGGGCGUCGCGGGUCAGGAGAAGACAUGACGGCAGAUGCUCUUUAUUUUCGGGUUAUUGUUUUUUCUUUUUCUAUUAGAAUAAAUAUGCAGAGUCUUCGGGAGGCUGUGGGUCCACUUUGUGGUUCAGUGCAGCAGAGAAAUCUGCGUUCCUGCUGGAUUAUUAGCACACACUAUGGCGAGUUCACCUGCAGCUCCAGGUUUAUUUUGCAGCUUUUUCAGGAAACAGUCUUAAUAUUUUGUGCUAUUUAUGUCCAUCCAAUUUUAGUUAUUGUUAGCUUUAGGGCUGCUUCAGGUUUUUGUCACUGUUGAGGUAAUAUUUUUCUUUUGAUAUCACUGGUAGCAACUUCGAUCAGUAAUGAGCACAUGGUGUGUGUGAUCUCUCCUGCUUCUUCACAUCUCUCUCGUGUUCGUCACGUUCAUUUCUUCUUUGUCUCUUUUCUGCUUCUCCAUCCUCCACACUAAGAUCCCUCUCUGCUGUCUCACUCUCUCAGGGGCCUCCGCUAACUCAGCACACAAGCUAGCACACACAGAACUACAAACAUUAAAAGAAAUAUAGCAGAAAUACAUAAAAUAUAUAUAAAAAAAGAAUUCCCCACUACAGGACUUUACAGUAGCAGAUGUGUGUUUGACAUCUGUCUCGCAGCGAUCCCAAGGGGACUACUGAGUGAGAGGCUUGUGAAAAUAUCCCACAUGUUCUCACUGUCUCUUUGUGUAGAUGCGUUUAUGUCACUGAGCCAAGCCUCAUACAGUCACCGCAGAAGCCUUGCUUUUGACUGUCUCUUCUCUGGGCCAGAAACAGGGGGCUCACUCAGGGAAUGUAAAAAAAAAAGGAAUAAGCGGCACGUUGAAUGUUCAGAGGGAUGCGAUAAUCCACACAGACUCACACAGAGAGAGAUUAUGCAGUUGGUUGUCAGCCUUGCAUUUGAUCUUCCUGAUUGAGCCCCCUGCUGCACCUACCUCUUGAGCAGGACCAGCUACCAGGACCUAAAGCAAACCCACCACAGUGAGGACCGGCCAGUCAGGGUCUACACCAAAGUGCCUGAGGCCAAAGGUGGAAGACUUGUGUCCCUUUUACCCGAGUCACUCAGCCCAGCUCUUCACAAUAGAGUGGUGCAGGAAUGAGUUCUCAAACCCAGAGAGUAGCAAUUUAGCAUUUCAAGCUCCCUCCUGUUUAUGGUUUUUGGUCAUUAGCCUGAAAUAAGGUCUGUGGUUAACACAAGCUGAGUUCUACAACGUAAAAUACGUCACUGGUGAGUUUAAACACGCCAGUUGCUAACAAGUGUGUAAAUGAAACGACUAAACGCCAUCACGCUAACAUUAGCCGCUUUUAGCUUAGCGGUACUCACCUGAAGUCAUGUGACCGUGCUGUAGUUCCUUUAAAGCCCAACAUUAGCCUUAUACUUCUGGCGUUGGCAUUUCAUUUUUCAGAAGUCAUCCUUUCCUGCUGAACAACACAUAUAUUAAGUGAGUGUUUUCCACAGAUCUUAUUUUCUGCAAUAAUCCCAAAUCCAAUGGAGAAAUCCCAUUGGCUAUUUGACGAGGGAGCCCUUGCGAUGCUAACUUCCGGGUCGGCCUUCACUAAUACAUCACCCAGGCACCAGUUCAUGCUACUGGUAAUUAAGCUGCGCUGCAAAGGCAACACUGGAAGUGCGGCCUCUUUAAUAAAACCAGGAAAUGUUAUUCUGCUGCAUUCUCUGAUAUCAAAGCCAACUUUGUAUUGUGCUUUUUAUUUAUUGGGGGUUUGUUUGUGCAAAGGGCGUAAGGAGAUAUAUUUUAAAUAGCCCGCUGGUGUUGCCGCCUAACAUCGUUUUUAUACUACUGUGCAAAGUUCUCUUUGUUUUGUUUCUUUCCCUCAUCUUGCUGUAAAAUCGUUUAAUGACUUCUAUCUGUGUUGUGUUUGAAAGCUAGAAGCUAUUGAUAGUUGGCUGAUUGUGGCGGGGGGUGUGGCUGUACAUAGCUGUUUGUAGGGGGGGACGUGUCUUCAGAGGCACCGUUUUUACCUCGUCAAGUGUACAUAAACCUUUCCCAUUGGCCGUUGGUGUACAUAAGUGAUUGUGAUUGGCCGUGCUGGUGUGAAGGAAAGCCAAUGAAGCCUCAGCUUGUGUGUGAAUCUUUAGGACCAGUGACUGGACACACAAAGUAUUAAUUUAUUUUUAUAUGUGCAGGGACAUUGUGUUUCUUUUUUUAAGUUUUGCACCGUUUUCAUGAGAAGUCAUUUUAUACUCGGCACCGUGUUUUCAUCUGUGCACACAUUUGUUUGGAUCGAUUUUAUACAGUUGGAAAAUAAUGGGAGGGGGGGGAAAUCUGACGUUGUAUUUCAAAACACCAAAAAUAAAGAAACACUCUGGAUAAAAAUAACAA
Messenger RNA from Eleginops maclovinus (Patagonian blennie), 5679 nucleotides. It is a transcript of the gene mllt10, whose product is annotated as MLLT10 histone lysine methyltransferase DOT1L cofactor. Lineage: Eukaryota; Metazoa; Chordata; Actinopteri; Perciformes; Eleginopidae. The transcript is spliced from 19 exons. Gene Ontology annotation, molecular function: nucleosome binding; histone binding. The record is from RefSeq and is a predicted model, not a curated record. Gene Ontology annotation, biological process: regulation of transcription by RNA polymerase II. Gene Ontology annotation, cellular component: nucleus. Bases 221 to 3346 code for a protein of 1041 amino acids.